CGUAUGUUAGUUCACACACAAACAAAAAAUCUGGUGGAGAACUCGGAAAUUUAUUGGUGACAUUGAAACUUGAAUUUGAAUUGUAAAUUAUUCCUACGUGGAAAGAAUAAUGCGGCGUGCGAUUGCGAAAUAAUGGCGAUCGAACUGGUCUGCGGACACGCGACAACAUAUCCUAAAACGCGUAUUCGCAAUGAGAUCGUCUUAUCGCGCGCAAUAAUCUCUCAUUGAGUUUAUUUAUUUACUCGACAGCUUUUGUUUGGCAUUUGGCGACAGUGGGAUUACACGGUCUUCCAGUCGAACGUCAUCAUGAGCAAACACGAUUAACGGAUAUAAACACAAACAAUAAAUUCAACUAUCGUGACACAAAAUAAUUGACGAAAAUAUUUUGCGUGUGAAAUACAAGAUUUUGUAAUUAUGCACGAGGCAUCGUUUGCGUCUUUCCGUGACGGUACCCGUGGCAAAUGAGGUCAGCACGCUCCACAUAGCAUGCAUCUCCACUCGACAAGACAAACCUGAAAGCUCUCUUCGUUUAAUUGGCCUACAUAACCGCUCCGACAAUUAUGAAUUUGCAAACGCUUUUUCAAGACUUCAACCCGAGUAAAUUUCUGGUACACACAUGUUUGAUGAUAUUCACAUCUCUAUUUGCUCUUCGAUUGGAUGGUUUUAUUGAAUGGAGUUAUUGGUCGAUAUUCAGUCCGAUAUGGUUCUGGAAAGGUAUGGUGAUCCUGGGAGCGAUAGUUGGAAGCUAUGUCUGGUGGAGGCAUCCUCACGCGAGAUUAGAAGGAGAUGCCUAUGUACAUUAUAAAGCAAUGUUGAUUACUCUGGCGUUGCAUCUGAUCUUGUUGAUGUUCGAAUUGUUAGUAUGUGACAAAUUAGAAUCUGAGAGGCACUUAUGGAUACUGGUAUUCAUACCUUUGAUUUUUAUCUCGAUAGUAUCAAUUGCGGUUUGCAUUUGGGCUGUAAAACAUGAUCGGUCGUUUGAAUUGGAACUCUUUUGUGCAGUGAAUGUAUUACAAUUUAUCUUUUUGGCUUUGAGAUUAGACGGCUUUAUAACAUGGAGUUGGGAAGUUGUAUUUGUGCCACUAUGGGCACUUCUUUGUUUAUCCUUGGUAGCUGUUUUAUAUGCAAUAGUAUUUGCUGCUGUUUUAUUGAGAACGCCACAAAUCAAUGCCCGGCAAAGGCGGACCUCUUUACAUUCAGCGGUGGCGUAUACAUUUCUCGUUGUUCCCAUUUUAGUAUUUCAGGUACUGCUAGCGAAUAAAUUAGAUGGAGAUAUUUCAAUAAAUUAUAUAACAGUGGCAAUGCCACUUCUCCUAUCGCACAUGACUCUUAUUUUUAUGUCUUUUGGUGCAAAAGGCGGAAAUAGAUGGUGGUUUGGUAUCAGAAAAGACUUUUGUCACUUCCUGCUAGGUUUAUGUCCAUUGCUUCAAGAAUAUGGUAAUAUUUCUUAUCAACCAAGAGACGAACGAGAUCAAUUACCAUCUGAGCCAAUGAUUACAGAAAAGAGCGAGAAACUUAUUAAGAAGAUCGACCUAAUGAAACCUGUUGUGCCUAUAAUCUCUAUAGACAUGCCUGACUGAUUGGCUCAAAACAGGAUUAGCUCGGCUAUUUUUAAAUUGUUAUUU
Molecule: messenger RNA, 1625 nt
Organism: Atta colombica
Lineage: Eukaryota; Metazoa; Arthropoda; Insecta; Hymenoptera; Formicidae
Product: transmembrane protein 185A
Exons: 7
Coding region: 561-1580 (339 amino acids)
Source: RefSeq, a predicted model, not a curated record